Melanotaenia boesemani (Boeseman's rainbowfish) is the source of this 6060-nucleotide messenger RNA. RefSeq names its product tetratricopeptide repeat protein 39C-like. Gene Ontology annotation, biological process: otolith morphogenesis; cilium assembly. The transcript is spliced from 13 exons. Gene Ontology annotation, molecular function: protein binding. The record is from RefSeq and is a predicted model, not a curated record. NCBI's taxonomy places the organism in Eukaryota, Metazoa, Chordata, Actinopteri, Atheriniformes, Melanotaeniidae. The coding region runs from base 1481 to 3313 and encodes 610 amino acids.
GGAGGAAAAAAUAGGUUUAACCCGGUACUAGCAAGGUGGACCUGAUAAAGUGGUAAGUUUAUCUUUCUGUUCUCAUAAACGGGGAAAAGUAAUUCUGGCGUAACCUCUGCAGCUGGUAAUCAUUAUGAAAAUGUAUAAAUUAUUGAGACUGUUGUACAACCAGCCAACCUGCUUCUCAACAUCCAUCAUCAUUUUUAUUUAUUGUCUCUAAAUGGAAACUUUGUUUACCAAAAGGUCCACAAGAAAACAUUAGAACAUCAAACAAUAAAAUCUCCAAUCACAUACACCAAAUGUGACUGUCCAAAAAAAUCGCCAUGAAAACCAGUAAGGAAAUAAAAACUGAGAAAAAAAAUCAUUAUGUGGAUUUUUGAGGAAAUGAGUGCUGAAGCUGAAAUACAUUGCUUUUACCAUCUGACACUUGGGGGAAAAUUUUACAGGGUGCCAUUAGUGUCAAAUAUAAGGGAAUGAACAAAUAACCAGUGUAGCUGUUUUGACUGAAGGACUUGCUGGGUAUCUGAACUACUUAACUGCUGAUGAGAAUUUGCUAUUAACAGCAAAUAAAAUGCAAAAUACAUAAAUUUACUCUUUCUAAAGAAAAGUGAAUGCAGCAGCAUUUGAACUUGAUAGUUGGUAUAGACUACAUCUUUGGCAGCAUAUGCAACAAAAUAAUGUUUAAUGCAUUUUUAAAUAUCUGUCUGUGUAGUCAUUUUGGGUCCUUUGACAAAUAAUGUGUGAACUCAUCCUCCUACUUGACCUACUAAUCAGCCUGACUCCAGGCUGUUCGUGACAGUGGAAAGAGGAGGAGGUGGCUGCUCUCGCGCCUCCGGACAGAGAGGGAUCUGAGGGAUGGGCACCGAGGCCCUCGUCUGAUCCCUCCAUCCUCCCGGCGACGCGUUGCGUUGUGACGCCGGGCCGUUUGUCGAGCGCGUUGCGUGGGUUCAGCAUCCGCCUCGUUAUGUAAUGCAUCGGAUGCUGCAGCACGGAUCAGAUUAGGAGGAGGAAAAGUGACGGAUUGCUUAUAGAAUGAUGAAUAACGGUGUGCACGUUUAUUAGUGAGUAUCUAGGCGGAUGCGAUGCUGACUGUAUCGUUGGAGCGCAGCGUGAAGAGAGCGCGUCUGAACAUCAGUGGCCUGAGGUGCGCAGACGGAGAAUCCGAGUCUUUCGGAACACGUGAGCAAGAUCUAUACAGUUGCGUCCACUAAAAAAAAGAAUGUGGUGUAGAAAUGGCACCCUUUCCAAAAGUAUAAACCCGUGUUAUCUGCGCGCCUUAUACUGAGCCUGGGCCGGCAGACGUCUGGAGCCUGCGAAGCAGUGCAUCUGUCCUCGUCGCCAACUAGAGGCGCGUCCCUGUUUUAGACUCCCGCUUACAUCAGUGGAAGGAAACCAAUGCGGAUUUGUUUUAGACAGGACGACGGAUCGUAUUUUUCUCGUUAUUUUCUCGCCGGUUUAAUCCAACAGCCGCUGAGCUGUAGUGUAAAUAAUGGCGGGUCCCGAGCAGUCCCAGCAGCAGCAGCAGGUAGAGGAGAAGGCGGAGCGCAUAGAUGAUGCUGAGAUGGCUCUGCAAGGCAUAAACAUGCUCCUCAACAACGGAUUCAAAGAAAGCGACGAGCUUUUCAAGAGAUACAGGACACAGAGCCCAUUGAUGAGCUUUGGGGCCAGUUUUGUCAGCUUCCUGAAUGCUAUGAUGACAUUUGAGGAGGAGAAGAUGCAGACCGCCUGUGACGACCUGAGGACCACCGAGAAACUGUGUGAGAGCGACAGCGCGGGAGUGUUAGAGACAAUCAGAAACAAGAUUAAAAAGAGUAUGGACUCCCAAAGGUCAGGCGUGGUGGUGGUGGACCGCCUGCAGAGACAAAUCAUUGUCGCCGACUGCCAAGUGUACCUGGCCGUUCUGUCAUUCGUCAAACAAGAACUCUCAGCAUAUAUUAAAGGAGGCUGGAUUCUCCGUAAAGCAUGGAAGAUGUACAAUAAAUGCCACAGCGACAUCAGCCAGCUACAGGAAACCUGUCAGCGGAGGUCGUCUGGCAACCACGAGACCUUCUCAGCUGACAACGCCAAUCACAAUGAACCGGUGGAGAACGGUGUGACAGCAGAGGCCCUGGACCGACUCAAGGGCUCCGUCAGCUUCGGCUAUGGCCUCUUCCACCUGUGUAUAUCAAUGGUACCACCACACCUGCUCAAGAUUAUCAACCUCCUGGGUUUCCCCGGUGACCGUCUCCAGGGCCUGUCCUCCCUCAUGUACGCCAGUGAGAGCAAAGACAUGAAAGCACCUCUAGCUACGUUGGCCCUCUUGUGGUACCACACAGUGGUGCUGCCUUUCUUUGCUCUGGACGGCUCUGACACAAAUGCUGGUCUGAUGGAAGCCAAAGCUAUUCUCCAGAGAAAGUCGGUUGUGUACCCCAACUCCUCCCUCUUCAUGUUCUUUAAGGGACGAGUUCAAAGGCUAGAGUGCCAUAUCAACAGUGCUUUGGCCUGUUUCCAUGAUGCAUUAGAACUUGCAUCAGACCAAAGAGAGAUCCAGCAUGUGUGUCUCUAUGAGAUUGGUUGGUGUAGUAUGAUAGAGAUGAAUUUUGAAGAUGCCUACAGAGCAUUUGAAAGACUGAAGAAUGAGUCCCGCUGGUCACAGUGCUACUAUGCCUACCUGACUGGAGUGUGUCAGGGUGCUUCAGGGGAUCUGGAUGGAGCAAGUGGCGUUUUCAAAGAUGUGCAGAAGCUUUUCAAGAGAAAAAACAACCAGAUAGAGCAGUUUGCUGUCAAAAGGGUUGGAAUUACCUUAACUAAUACACAUUUCAGUUUUUUUUCCCCCUAUUCUGAAAGAUGUCAUAAAUGUUUCCUUCUGUUUGAUUCAUAUCUGCAGGCUGAGAGAUUGAGAAAAGUCUCACCCACCAGAGAGCUAUGCAUCCUGGGCGUCAUCGAAGUGCUUUAUCUCUGGAAAGCACUUCCAAACUGCUCCUCAUCGAAACUGCAGAUAAUGAAUCAGGUAUUACAGAGUUUAGAUGAUGCAUCGUGCAGAGGCCUGAAGCAUCUCCUUCUCGGUUCCAUUCAUAAAUGCCAUGGAAACAUGAGAGAUGCUGUUCAGUCAUUCCAGCUGGCUGCUAGAGAUGAAUAUGGACGACAGAUCAACUCAUACAUUCAGCCUUAUGCCGUCUAUGAGCUGGGAUGUAUACUCAUUGCAAAACCAGAGACGGUGGGAAAGGGAAGAUCAUUUCUUCUUCAAGCCAAGGAGGAUUUUACAGGCUACGACUUUGAAAACCGACUUCAUGUUCGCAUCCAUUCAGCCUUGGCUUCUUUGAAGGAAAUGGUGCCUCAGUAACUCCGGGAAAGAAAGCUUUCAUGAGCUGAGCUUUGCACAAAGUUUAAAGCUACACAGUCACUGUUUGACAUCCUGGUCAUCAGACUCCUGUGUUUUUCAUUCCUGAAUAAUUUGAAGACAUAGUGUACGUGUGUUUGUCACCUUACCCAGUCAGACUGAUAAAACGGUGCCAUCUCUGUGCAUUUUGUACAGCAAUGUAGACUUGUGUACAUAUUAACACACAGGUAGAUGUAGGGGUUGUAAGAAUUUACGAUUCCUAAAAACUCUAAAGUUAAACUGGUGCAGAUGUGUUUUGUUAGCCUGUAAGCUAAUCACCAGUGCAAUUAUACCUGAGUUUUAAUAUUGCUGGGUUGGCAAGUAUUUUAUUGCUGCACAACUAUUGUGACUGGGGUGUGAUAUAAAUAAAUAAUAAUAAUAAUAAUAAACUGUAUAGAUAUGGCAACUUUGGAGGUUUUAGAGGGUGUUUUAGAAGUGCUUUGCUAGCUGUCUACCCUCCAUUUCCUGUUGUUGUGCUAAGCUAAACUAGUCACCAAUGCGAUCAUUCCCAAGUUUAAAUACUGCUGGGUGCAAACCUGUCAAAUAUUAUGAUGCUACAGAACUAUUGAGACUGUAAGGUGUGAUAAAUUUUAAAAAGCUUUAUAACUAUAUAAACUUUUAUAUAGGUUUUAGAGGGUGUUUUAGAAGCUAGCUGUCUUCCCCCAUUUCUUGUUUUUGUGCUAAGUUAGGCUAGCACACCCCAAACCUGUUUCUGGACUAGAUGCACAGAGAUGAAACUGCUAAACAUCUUCAACCACAGACAAAAUUAACAUUUGUAUCUCAUCAAAUCUCCAGCUAAGUCUACUUUUAAAUGUUUUCCUCACUGCUAUGUGUUUGAUGGUUGGUAAAAUCUUUAACUUGUGCAUUUAGAGGGUUUUAAUUAUGCUUCUCUGUUCAGAGAGUUCAACACAUAAAAUGAUCUUAGAUUAGGAUAUUUCUCUUAGAAAUAAUUAUACAAAAAUAACAUACACACAAACGUGUUUUUCACAUUUAUUCUCAUUUAGUCUUACUCCAUAAAAUAGGUUAGGUAAAUGCCAGUUCUUCACGGCAUAAAAUGGAAGUUCAUUAUAAAUGUUAUCAGUUAAAUCUUGGUUAAUAUUAGGUUUUAUAUUUACUUAGAGGGGACUCUGUCAUUUGAAAAAAGGUUUAAUUGACAUUUAACUAUUUUAGAAGUACUUUUUCUAAUUGUGUUUCCUUGGGCAAGAAGAGAUGGAAUUGUGUACAUUUUAGAUAUAUUAAGCCAAUACCUACACAGGUGAGUCCUAUCGUGGAUUGUGUUUUGUCAGGUAAUCAAUGCCAUAAAGUAAGUGUGCAUAACUUCUGGCAUCUUCCCCUUUGAGUGAGAAAAAUACAAAGAAGAAUAUAAGGUAGCCAUAUAUAUACAAACAUGAACUGGCCAAAGAAGAGAGAUUUAAAUAAACAGUGUGCAUGAAUUCUCUCUACUCUUGCCUAAGGAUAUUUUCAUGUUUUCUCUUGUGCAUCUGAGCUCUGACCAUCCUGAUUAAAUUCCAAAAUAUGCUUGUUUCUUGAUUGAAUCCGUUGCAAUAGAGAUCACGUAUAGUCUUAGUGGAGAUAGACAGGCAGAUUAAAAGUCUAAUCACUCAUCAAUGGUCACCUCCAGUCACACAGAGUAACGAUGAAGUAGUUGGACAUUGUGCAUUUAUAGUAAAUGAGAUCACCACACCUCACAGUUCCCUUAUAGUGCAUUUUUAACAUUUAGUAUAUCAUUUGGCACAGAGCCUGUGCACUAUGCAUGGCAUGGCUGGGUAACAGUGGCUGUAAAACUGUACUGAAGUCAAAUGUACUGUUAUAUCCAUUCCUGAAUUUACAUUGAACAGUAUAUAACGGUACCUUCUGUACUGUAAUGUUGCCUCUUGAAAGGUGCUGCUAAAUGUCAGCAAUGUAUUACUACAAUUUAUUUAAAUAGUGUUUCAAUAACAGAGGCUUUGGAUUAAGUUCAUAAUAGUGAUAAGUUUAUUUAUUACACAAGCGGAAAGUUUACUUUUACAGGCAAUAUCUUUGUUGCUUUGUUUUCAGCUAAUAUUAGCAACCAAGAUAAUUCAGAUAUAUGAUUUUAUAGGAGAAAAAAACAUUCAGGAGCAUAAUUUUAAAAACCUUUCUAAAUUGUUUCAAGCUGUACAUAUAUGUCUUUUAUUAACAAGUACUCUGUGUUUUUGUCAUCCGAGCAAUAUAAGCAAAUCACGGACAGUGUAUCGUAAUUUAAAAAGGCUUUCAACGGUGGCUGGUAGCGUUUUUUCAUUUCAUGUUUAAAUUUGUGGACUUAUGUAUUUGUUUUUCUUUCACUAAUCUAUUAAGGCAAUGCUUGUCAUCUCUUGUGACUGUGAUGGAUGUAAAUUGUGGUAAAUAUUGAGGUGACUGCUGUUCAAGCAGUCAGUGCAAUGAAGUAGUAUUACAGCAAAAUAUCAAUAAGAUGCUACCUACCUGCUGUACCAAAUACCUCUUACACUAGAAGAUUUUGUCAUGAGGUUUUAUUGAAAUUGAAGUUCUAAAUUAAGACGAUGCGCCCAUGUGUCACUUAACUGAAGAAUAAAUUGUUCUCCAUCAGUCUGGGGAAAUAGUUGCUGUGUCUGUUUAACACUGAGUUUCUUUUUAUUGAGAUGCUGUAUUUAAGGAAAACAUACCAAUCUGUAGUUUGCAAUGCCUGCAAUUGAUCCUAUAAUCAAGAAAAAACUGUAAAGUUCAGAAGAUGA